GACUAACUAACUGACUGACAUAAUUAUUCAGUAUUCAUUUAUAUUAAUCAAUAUGAAAUAAUUUAAGUGCAUAAAAUCAAUAAUCAAUAAUCAAUAUAAACUUAACACAUGUUCUAUAAAAUUUAAAAUUUUUUCAAAUAUAAACAUUUCUUCCCGCUCAUUCAUUUGUUUAACUGUAUGACUUAAGGAAGAUAUUGGCAUAUCACUGAUAUUCAAAUUAUACACUGAUAUUCUGAUUAUUGAAUCAUUCAUAAUUACAUACUGGGAAAUCUGUCUAUUCAUCUAUCUAUAUUGAUACAGCAAAGGGUUUCCUUUCUUAAUUACAUAUUUGGAAAUCUAUCUAUAUUGAUACAGAAAAGAGUUCCCUUUUUCCGUGGAUCUUUCAAAAGAGAUGAAAGAUCUAUUUCAUAUCAUUAAUAAUAAUAUACUUAUCAUGUCAACUUUUGUAAGUUUAUGUUCACCACAUAAAAAAUUACAUAAAAAUACGGUAAAUUAUGUAAUGAAUAGUAAUACUACUGAUAAUACUACUGAUACUACUAAUACUACUAUUAUUACUACUCAUAAUAAUAAUAAUAAUAAUAAUAAUAAAUAUAUUAAUGUUUACCCAAUAUCAAAAGAAAAAUUAAAAAAUUUUUUAUAUCGAUUAGAUCAAUUACCAUUUAUUGAUGAAAUGUAUCAAAAUGAUGAAUAUCAAAAUAUGUAUGCAUCAUUUGAUAACUUCAGUAUUAUUUAUGUGGAUAAUGAAAAAAAUUUUAUCAAAAAUCAACCCAUUACUUAUAAAUCAACUAGUGGUAAAUUAUGUAGUUGUUUUACAAAAAAAUAAAUAUUUUUAUUAUAAAUUAAUCAUUUAUAUAUAUAUAUAUUGAAUAGUGAAAUAUUCUAUUUUUUGAGAUUUUUGUGUUUCCCCCCCCCCUAAUUUGAACAUGUAAUGAACAUAUAUAAUUAACGUUUACUAUUAUUAUUAUUACUAUUAUUAUUAGUACUAUUACUAUUAAUAUUACUACCAUUACGGUUACUAUUAUUACUAUUAUUAUUAUUAUUACUAUUACCAUUAUU
This is a messenger RNA of Schistosoma rodhaini, 1056 nucleotides long. The record is from the annotation of a GenBank genome assembly. Lineage: Eukaryota; Metazoa; Platyhelminthes; Trematoda; Strigeidida; Schistosomatidae.